This is a messenger RNA of Pseudocercospora fijiensis CIRAD86, 1450 nucleotides long. RefSeq lists its product as uncharacterized. NCBI's taxonomy places the organism in Eukaryota, Fungi, Ascomycota, Dothideomycetes, Mycosphaerellales, Mycosphaerellaceae. The record is from RefSeq and is a predicted model, not a curated record. The coding region runs from base 69 to 821 and encodes 250 amino acids. Gene Ontology annotation, molecular function: protein binding. The transcript has a single exon.
UGUAGGCGCAUAGAAGCAAGAACAUUAAAGGCGAGCUAGAAUGAGGAAAAGACACAAAAGCUAAGAAUAUGCAUAAAAGGCUACUCUCCGGGCCAACAGUAGACAUAUACGUAGGCCCCUCAAAGCGCCACUGGAGCAUACACCAGAACCUCCUCUGCCACCACUCGUCCUACUUCGAACUGGAGUUCCUACAGCGUGAAGUACCCAUGAAAGACGGCAGACAGCACCUAGAACUCCUCGAUGAUGAUCCAGCGGGCUUCGAAUUGCUCGUAAAAUGGCUCUAUCAAGGUGUGCUCGCACCCGCUUCCGCAAUCCCUUCAGACACAGAGAAGUACGAAUACGCAGUAGCAUGUCAUAAACUCUGGCUGCUAUGCGAAAAAUUCGAAAUGAUACGUCUCAAGAAUCUGGCCAUGGAUGUAUAUCGAAGAUGUCUUUACGAGUCGCGACUGGUUCCAGAUGCCGACGAGAUCAAUGACAUCUAUAGACGCAGUCCUUUGGGAAGUCCGUUUCGAGCUCUUGUGAUCAAUAUCGCUGCGAGACAGAUUAUGGAUCCUGAUGUUGAGCGCGAUUUGGACGCGUAUCGAGACUGUUUUGAAGGGAAUCCUGAUUUUGCUAUUGAGUUGAUCUCUGCGAUUCGAAAGCUGUCUGGAGGGGUUUUAUUUGAUGAUCCUACGCAUGGUGAUGCUUGUGCUUAUCAUGAUCAUAAUGAUACGACCGGCUGUCCGAUGCAGGGGAAGGGAAAGACGCGGGUGAAGAAGGCAGAUGGAGAAGAAAAAGAAGGUACGGCACGAUUUGACUAUGAAGUUACCGCGCGCUCAUGAUUGCAAGGUUCGAAUAGCGCUGGAGAGGAGCGAAUGUCGCUUGAAUUGGUAGAAUUGUCUGCUGAGAAACGCACGCCGAGAAAGUUGCGAGCUUCGGAAAUGAAUGCUGGACAGCGAACGCCUCAGAGCCAGUUUCACAAGCUGAAUGGCUUUGGAUCUAGGGUGAUGCCAAUUCGAGCAGGGUCAUUGGACUCCAAAAAACUUGGAUCUAUCGAUUAUGGGCCGGCUGCUACGGUCCUGCAAACGCCCAAAGACUCAUAUACUCCUAACCCUGACCAGCUGUCGCCAUUACAUACGAGGAGCGCCGAGCGAUAUUUCAGAGCUACUGGGAAUGAAAGUGAAUCGACGGUGAAGGCUGGUGCGCCUAAGCACACUCGCGACAGGAACGAAAUAUCAAGGCCAGAUCAUUCGUCAACACUGACAGAAUCUACCAUCUCAUCUCGAAAGCGCAAGCGUACACCCCGCAAACUCCGAGAGAAACCGCCCACCACUGUGCCCACAUCUGGAGGCAGCAGCAGAGCAGACAGUGUGAUCAGCGGACCAAGGAAAUUGAGGGUCAACAGCAUGGUGAGGAGACUAGAAAGCAAUGGAAGAUAGAAUUCGUAUCCACCGGCCGUGAGCCUUGAACC